This is a messenger RNA of Pieris macdunnoughi, 4770 nucleotides long. The record is from the annotation of a GenBank genome assembly. NCBI's taxonomy places the organism in Eukaryota, Metazoa, Arthropoda, Insecta, Lepidoptera, Pieridae.
AUGGAUCCUAUUAUUGAUAGUGACUGGCUUAUGAACAAAUCAGAACCUAUUGAUGACAGUCAAUCUGGCAAUAUUGCACGCAGUUGGGUAUGGAGAGAAAGAGGUAUUAAACCCCCUAACUCACCAAGCAAUAAAACUGUGUUAGAAAAUGUUGCUGAAGAUAUUCUUGUUCAAAAACCACUUAAAAUAAGAUGCUGUGAUCUACCAGGAUAUCCACGUUCAACAUUCCUCAUGGUCUUUAGUCCUGAUGGUACCAAAGUUGCAUCAACGCAUGGAAAUCAUAAUGUGUAUGUGUCUGAGUUGGCGAGUGGUAAACACGUCAGAAUAUUAAAGGGUCAUCCAAGAACACCAUGGUGUAUAGCAUUUCAUCCAUCACAUCCAGAACUUAUUGGGUCUGGUUGUCUUGGAGGCCAAGUCAGAGUUUGGGAUAUUGCAAGUGGUGGAAGUGAAGUUUGGAGUGUACAAAAGGAAACUGUAAUAGCGUCAAUAGCGUUCCAUCCGAGGGAGCAGUUAUUAGUGAUAGCCACUUCUAAUGAACUUUACUUUUGGGACUGGAGUCAACCGGCACCCUUUACUAAAGUCUCAACUGAUGAUAUCAAUGAGAAAGUGAGAUAUGUGGCAUUUGAUUCACUGGGAUAUAAGCUCAUAACAGGAAUAUCACUGUAUAAUACUCCACCUUGUGCGCCUACUGUCUCUGAACGCAAUGCCCACUCAAGUCCGCCAGUCAACUAUCGCAGACAAGAACCCGAUGAUAGUCCUAACAAUAGAUCGGAUCCAACGGGCCCAACGGGAGAUGUCAUAGUUAAUUCUUACCAAAAUUUAGUACAAAGAUAUGACAGUCUGGUGAGAAAUUAUCAGAGGUUGUUUUUGGUACGACAUAGGCUUACAGCUACGACCCCACCGCCUAGCACGACCGAUCGCGGAACAGACCCAAUGGAAACAGAUUCUGCAACAGAUAAUAAUAAUGGACCAAUUCGUCCAACGCGUAGGACGCCAUUCUUUCCUGAAGAAGAGAAUACACCAAUUCGACCAACCCGUAGGACGAUCUUUACUGAAGAAGAUGCCCUGCCGAGCACAUCUAGAACUAAUGAAAAUACAGACGCUGAUACAGAUCCACUUUCUCACAGUCGUCUUUUGAAUCUGGACGCAUUGACGCUUGAAAGAGACUCUAUGAGGACAAGAAGUUCGAGCACCACUCGUCCAGAGACCUCUGUAUUUGGUUCUCGCCCUUCAGCGUUUCAACCUCUCAACGAAGGCAAUAGGCCAUCUCUUUGGCAAGCGGCCAGGCAUUUACCAAAUCCCUUUAAUCCGCCGAGACGUACUUUGAUGACUACCGUUUUUAACCAAGAGAAUUCGGGAUCCUCUCGAACAAAUGUAUUUCCCACUUACAGAUCGGUGACUCCCCCUCCCCCUCACACUCCUCCACCUCCUCCGGCCCCUGUCGAUCCCCUUACGAGUUUCAAUGACACCAUAUCUGAUUCUGUAGACGCGAUUUUUCCGUCAGACAAUUCAGUACAAAUCGAUUACCUAACUCCCUCGUCUCCAGACGUAAAUAGUCCCAUUCAGGUAGUAUACGGUGCUUUCCCACCCGAAACCUCCAGCAAUCCUACCACGUCUAGUACAAAUACAACCACACAAUCUCCCGUCAAUACCCCAGUCGAUGCACAAACUAUCAACGAGAGUCUCGAUCUAAUACGUGACAUUCUCAGAGAUUCUGGGACGAGAUUGUUAAAUUUGAUCACUAAUAUGUCCUUAUCGAACUUGUCGAGAGAAAGACGACGGGAACGUUCUAGAGCGCAUUCUGAUGGAGACGGAUCGAGCGAUGGAACUUCCAGAUCUCGAAAUACCAGAACUCGGCCCAGGUUGUUCAGUUCAGGCUUACCCAUUUCACUCUUUUUAUCAUCUAGUUCAGAAUCAGACAGUGAUAACCCUCCCGAAGUUAACAUAUUCAGAACCAGAAAUGCAUCAUUCAGAGAAGACGCCGCCAGAAAUAGUAAUCGUCCAAAUGCAAGUGGAUCUACUAGACCGGAACAUCCUACAGACAGAUUAGUUUUCGAAUUGAACGAUGAAUUGGUGUUGGAAGAAAACUUCGAGUUGGGUGGUUUUAAUGUGUCUCCCAAUCCUAGAACAUUUCAUGUUAGGUCACAAAAUCCUCAAUCCGCAGAGGAAACCACAACCACCACAACUACUACAACAACUACUACUACAACUACUACUACAACAACUACUACAACAAAUGAAGAACCUAGAGAGAAUCGGACACGGAGUAGUAGCUUCGACCCUAAUAUGCCCUCUACCAGUAGAGACAACUUUUGGUCCGGAGGAAACAGGUUGACCUCUCAAGAAGCAUUUCGAAAAGUUCGAGGCGGCGUUAAUGCCUUGCAAAAACAUGUUCAACAGCUAACGAAUUUCUGGGUCCGUGGACAAAGGAUAAGUAUGAGGGACUUGCGUAAUAUGUGGGAGAAUUUAAGGAGGCGAAUUCUAAUGCUUCAUAGGGAAACGGGAAGACAAGAUGUUCCCAGUUAUUAUUCAAGAUCACUUUUAGAAAGAUGCAUGAUGUUGUCUGACAUGUCGGAGAAUGUUAGUCGCAGCUCAAGCAGAACUAGAGGCCACCAAAGGACAGAAGACAGAAACGCUGAAACGAGUAGGGAGCAAGCACCUGCAGAAACGGGUGAUAAUGAACCAAGUUCAAGUCCUGGAACUUCAAAUACAAGCAGGCAGAAUAGAAAUCCACAAACGAGAUCCUCUUCAGGGGGUCGAUUUUCUCCAUUCGCUAGACGCCGCCUACAACCUAACCAUAGGUGGAGGCAUGAAGACGAAAUACGUAGAAGAGCCCGAAAUCCCACCUCCAACCGCUUAUCACCAAGGCUCUCCAGGCCUCGGCGAGAACUCGCCCGGGCCAUUGAAAUAAGUGCUACGAGGCAUGAGAUUCGGAUGCGCGCAAUGCAAGUUUUGUCUGUUAUGUUCAAUAUGAUGAUGAUGUGCUUGGAAGAGCCAGGCUUAAGCCAACUUAUCAUAAAUAUGUUACGAACGUUAAAAAAGGCUUUAGCUUUAACCUGUCUAAUGCUAAUGAGUAAUAGAAACGGUGGACGUGGAAGUGGAAGCACGAAUCAAUCUCCACAACGGUCCGAUAAUCGUAAUUCUAAUAACUCUGGAAAUACUGGAAGUAACACUGACGGUAAUACCAAUGACACGAACACAUCGGAAUCAGUGCAAAAUUCAAUAUCAAGUGAGGCAGAGGAAGAUCGCGCUCGCGAAAGUACAUCUAAUAAUGCAGAAAAUACUAUCUCUCUAACAAUGGUUUCUAGUCCUAGUACCAGUACCGCGCAAAAUGCAUCCUUAUCAUUACCUAGUACAUCCGCCGCUCAAAAGUGGAGUAAUCGUCUAGCUGUCCAAAUAGCAACAGCUAAUAGAAACACAUCUGUAACUGCUAGAUGUAGAAGAGAGUUAUAUUUAGAAAGUAGACGGCUUAAAGCUUUACAUCGUACUAAUCCUACAAAACAUCCUCUUAUAAAGAAGCGUGUGCCUCCUUUGGCCUCUCACCGGAUUCCUAUGUUGCGGGCGUUACCUCGAAAGAUAGUCAAAACACCUACCCCAAGAGAUCCUUCGCCACCAGUCGCACCUGUAAUUUUCCCCCUACGUGGACCACCACAUGGUGAAACUUCAAAUCAAGAACCGUCUAGACUCCCACCAGAGGUUAUGAACGAAUUUGAGCACAGGAUUAAUUUAAUACGCAUAGCUCACAUGCAAGCGGUUAGAUUGAGAAAUGCUGCUAGGAAUAGAUAUAGACGCCUGCAAACGAUACGUCUGUAUACUCCGUCGUCUGUGCGGGAAAUGUUUACUCUUCAAGAUGGAAAUGAUCAAAAUCAGCAAGGGGCCCGUUCAAGUGGUUCCGAAAAUCGGCCGACAUUACUGAACAGAGAACGUCUUGUCGCCCGAGUUCCUAUUAAUAUACAUUCUGAAGAUAUGAGACAACUCCACGCCGGUGAGGCGCUGCUGCAAGUGAAUGACGCGGUCAACGUCGAAGGACAAGGGAAUCCACAAGCACGAUUGCCUAGGAUUCAUGAAUAUCUACAACCAAUAAUUCUGGCACAGAAUGCAGUGGUAGUUGAAGAUGACGACGAGAAUAAUGGGGAAGGGAAUGGCUUUGCUGGUUUCGGAGUUCGACGAGUGGGCAUGGGAGGGAUGGCUGGUUUAUUGGACGCUAGUGUUAUAUCAGACAACUUUCCUUCCCCGUCCCAUAGAAUACAGGCAUGGGACUUCACUAGUGGAGACGCACCGGACAUAGCCGAUGGUGACAAAAAUAUAGUGGUUCAAAGAUGCAGAAUUCAUAACGAUGCCAGUAUUGAUAUAUCUAAAGAUGGCAGAUUGCUAGUGGCUCUCUUACCUGUACCACGAUUACGAAACACAAGCCAUUGGCUAGGGGUGUACUCGCUGGAAUGGCCCCGCCUGGGUCACUGCCUUCACACAGCGGUGCUGGAGCAAAGUGCAGUGUCGGUAGCCCUCUCCCCAACUGGGCGACACUUGGCCGUGGGACUUGGGUCUCGUCGCUUCACAUCGGUACAUCACGCGAGAAGCAGUGUUUUUGCGUUGCUCUUCAGACUUGACCCUCUCGACGGCACAAGCCGCACCGGGCUGUCGCCUAUAAAAGAGUUGGAGCAAACCUGGGAACACGGUUUCACGAGCCUCAACUGUUUGCGUUGGGCGCCACAACCUGGCCAAGGUUUAGUCUACGCUAACAACACUGGCCAACUUAUUAUUAUGAGUUAG